AUGACAUUGUUAAGUUACGGUGUUGGAAUGGUUCCUAUUCUACUCGAGUCAUCACAUCAAACUUCAAGUAUAAUACAAAUAUCCAAUGGACUUUUAUUUGGAACAUUACUAUUCCUAGCUAUACCUGAAACUUUAGAAUUAUUCAUUGAUACCCACAAAAGUCUUAAAUGGAUUAGUUUUAUGAUAGUUUUUGGAUUCCUAUGUAUGCACCAAUUGGAAUUGUAUAAUCAUAGGACAGAAGAAACUGUCAAUCUAGAUCAAUCUAUCCCAUCACCCGAUCAUGAAUUAACUAACUAUGAAGUAUUUAAAUCAAUUUUCCAUAAUACUUUGAUUUUAACUUUGAUCCUACAUUCCAUCGUUGAUGGUAUUGCUAUAGGAUCAUCAUUUCACAAUAAAGAUAUCAGUUUCUUAUUUUCAUUGGUGAUUAUCAUUCAUAAGUUACCAACAUGUUUCAGUUUGAGUGGAUUAUUACUAGAAGGAAAGACAGACUUGAGAUUAAUAAGACUUUAUAUUGGUAUUUUCUCCAUAACAACCCCAAUAUCUUCAAUCUUAACCUUCUUGGUCUUGUAUCUUAUCAAAAUCAAUGACUUUAUUAUCAGCUUAUGUUUACUAUUCAGUUUAGGGAACUUUUUAUAUUUGUUAAUGGUAAUCAAGAAACCUGGUGAUACCAAUGAAAGAUUGGUUUUCAUGGUGGGUUUUAUGGUACCUUUAUUAUUAAGUUUUUUAAAUGAAUAG
This is a messenger RNA of Yamadazyma jaroonii, 735 nucleotides long. NCBI's taxonomy places the organism in Eukaryota, Fungi, Ascomycota, Pichiomycetes, Serinales, Debaryomycetaceae. The record is from the annotation of a GenBank genome assembly.